Oikopleura dioica is the source of this 1098-nucleotide messenger RNA. Lineage: Eukaryota; Metazoa; Chordata; Appendicularia; Copelata; Oikopleuridae. The record is from the annotation of a GenBank genome assembly.
AUGCCACCCAAAAAGGCCGAGAUCCCGUCUAUCGACGACGUUCUCGCUCAAUCGGCGUCGGCAACUAAUUCCCCGCCGGCACCUGAACAAAAGCCAAAGGUGAACAUCAAAACCAAGUCCACUAAGGCCAAGGAAAUGGCAGCAGCUCUUCAAGACUCCACGACGGUCAAAAACAUCUUAGACCGCUUGGACAUCAUCGAGAAAGAACAACUCGAAAUCACGGCGGAGCUUGACCGCGAGGUCAAGCCACCCGCCGUCGAUAAUCAGACAGAAGAUCGGCUACUCAAAAUCGAGAAACAAUUGCCAAGCUUGCACCGGAAGAGCAGGAUCUCCUGCGUCAUUGGUGAGCGCUUGUGCCCCGAGGAGUUCACGGUGGCACUACGAGACAUCGAAUCGGAAACAGAACGAUUCCGCAAGGAAGCCAACAUCACCUUCGCCCAGGCCAUUAAGGUUCAGGCUCUUUUUGGCGAAAACCUAGCUUUGGCCAUCAGUAAGGAAAUGGCUACUCUUUACAGGAUGACCAAUGUCAACUUGAAAUCCAAGAGGAACGUCUACAGCGAUGCCGAACUCGCCGUGAUGAAGAUCAACGGCCAAGGGGAUGAUAAGAUCCUCUUGGAAGAGUUCAAGUGGCUCUCGCAGAUCCUGUUUGAAAUCAAAGGGGAAAACCCAGUUACAUCUCUAGUCGCGUUGUCGAUCAAGGAUGGCUUAGCUGCCUUGGCGCAAUCGGCUUACGUGAUGAUCAUGAAGGACCUCCGAGCCUGGCUGUUGGACCCGGAGUCUUUGUCCCCACAAAAGCUUACGAAGAUCGCCACCAACCUCCGAAAGGACCUCGCGGUCCUUUUCGGAAAAAAAUCACAAGGGGUCCUUCGCCUGGACGAGUUCCUCAAAGUGGCAACGAACAAGGCCCAUGACAUCAGCAAGCAACAGGCGAUGGAGCUCAUCCGACAGUUUUUUCCCAUGAUGGACGAAAUGAGCCCUCGAACCUAUGUUGCUCUGGGUUUUGAAACGAUCGACAAGAACAUCGAAGCGGGAUUGCAGAACUGGGAAGCCGCGAAAAGGAAAGAACUAAAACUUCGGAUUCACAGUUUAAACAUGUAA